CUACACUAUUUCUCGGCUAACGCCAAUCAAUUUUAUUGGAUAAGAAACAUAGAAUACUUCCACGGUGUGGAUAAAACACUACAGGCAACAAAAGCCUCGUACUAGGAAACACAAGAAUCCUGCAGUUUUCACCGCGACAAUGGCUUCAGCAGCAAUGGGAUUGGCCUCAGGCCUCUGCUAUGCAGUGCCAAACAAUGCAAACCAAAUAAAUUUAAGUUCAGUUAAGUUAUCCCAAUUGACAAUCAAAGAAGGGCCGGUGAAGAAUAAGGUGUCCAUUAUUGCCAGGGCUUACAAUGCACAGGUAUUUGUAGGGGAUGGUGAGCCAGAAGAUGAGAUGGUGAAAAGAUUCAGAAGGGCGGUAUGGGAGGCAGGUGUCAUUUCAGAGUGCAGGCGAAGGAGGUAUUUCGAGUCCCCUCAGGAUGCUCUCAAAAGAAAGAAUCAAGUUCUUCGUAACAAGAAGAAAAGGCGAUACUCAAAAGCUAAAUCAUACAGGGAUGAGAAAAACACAGAUGACAAUGAAAAUGUUGAAGAAGCUGAAGGAAAUGAUCAUUGGGAUGGUCCAAUGGAAGGUGGCAUGCCCUUUUGAUUGUUUAUUAUUAUGGUAUGAACGCUCAAAACAUUCAAAUGUAUAUCAUCCAAAUAUUUAUCUCCCUCAAGGAGGGUUUCCUUGCCUUCAUCAGAAGGUUGUUGUUUUAACAAAUGCUACAAUGAUUAUCAUGGCAGAUUCGAUGAAUAUCACAAUCAGUUAUAUUCAUCAUAAGGUUUCACUCUUAAGUUUCCUUGCUUGAGCAAGGUACAAAAUAACCUGUAGUUUGAGUAUUAACAAAAGGCUAUUUUUUUUGAAGGGGCAGAGGUGGAAAGGAGGUGUUGCAAAUGUAUAUGUGAACUAGGUUCAUUGGGGAAAUGAGGAUCCAUAAAAGUUUCAAGUUUU
Molecule: messenger RNA, 931 nt
Organism: Cryptomeria japonica (Japanese cedar)
Lineage: Eukaryota; Viridiplantae; Streptophyta; Pinopsida; Cupressales; Cupressaceae
Product: small ribosomal subunit protein bS21c
Exons: 2
Coding region: 140-586 (148 amino acids)
Biological process (GO): translation
Cellular component (GO): ribosome
Molecular function (GO): structural constituent of ribosome
Source: RefSeq, a predicted model, not a curated record